AUGGAUCAAUUACCUAAAUUUGGAUCAAAUGAAGAUGUUAGAAAUAAAGGAUUAUAAGCUAUUUUUAUGAAAUUUAAAGAAUGUGAUUAAGAUAAAGCGGACAUAGUAAAAAUUAGUGUUAAUUUAGAAGAAAAAAUAGCACAUAAAAAUUCUUAAGUUGAAGUAUAUAAAAAAAAUAUUAAGGAAGUUUUAGGAAUGCUUUCUAAUUAUUAAGUUAUAUAAGAAGUUUUAAAAGGAAUUUUAUAAGAAAAAAUAAGUAUAAAGGAUGUUGCGGAAUGUAAAUCUUCUGUUUUUAUGCUAUAGAAAGAAAAAGAAGAAAAUUUAUAGCAAUUAUAAACUGAAUUUGAAGUAUUAGAUCCAGAAUUUUAUAAUAAAUUAAGAAGAAAAAACUUAGUUGGCUUAGAAGGAGAGAAAUGUAGAAAUUGUAAAAAAUUAACAGCUUUUUUAGUAAAAGAAUUGUAAACAAGAGCAGCUGAUGAACCUAUGACAAGAUUUAUGGAAUGUAAUAGUUGUAAAAAAAAAUGGAAAGAAUGA
Messenger RNA from Ichthyophthirius multifiliis, 534 nucleotides. Its product is annotated as transcription factor s-ii, putative. Gene Ontology annotation, biological process: DNA-templated transcription. Gene Ontology annotation, molecular function: zinc ion binding; nucleic acid binding. The record is from RefSeq and is a predicted model, not a curated record. NCBI's taxonomy places the organism in Eukaryota, Ciliophora, Oligohymenophorea, Hymenostomatida. The transcript has a single exon.